Cydia amplana is the source of this 1085-nucleotide messenger RNA. It is a transcript of the gene UBL3, whose product is annotated as ubiquitin-like protein 3. The record is from RefSeq and is a predicted model, not a curated record. Bases 327 to 974 code for a protein of 215 amino acids. NCBI's taxonomy places the organism in Eukaryota, Metazoa, Arthropoda, Insecta, Lepidoptera, Tortricidae. The transcript is spliced from 6 exons.
GGUAGCGGGCGGGAGGUACGUCAACCAUCCCUCGCCAUUUUCCGUCAAGCUCACUCAAGUUAGCUUCUGUCAGUCGCUGUGUUUGUGUAUUGUGUUGUGAAAAAUUAUCAGUAUCGAUGAAUAUCAAUGGGAAAUCCUGCUGAUUACGACGCCAAACGAUGGGUCGAUUGUUGUGUUUGUGGCUUUAAUGCAUUGUUCGAGCAGUGAUGAUGGCCAAGUGAAGUGUUUUGUGUCGUAUGCUGGGUUGUCAGCAACAGUGAGAUCCUUUCUCUGGAUAUAUCGUCCUCAAGACGACGUCGGAUCAUAACACGGGAAGGUGACACACCAUGUCGGCAAAAAACAUCCCAGGAGAUAAGAUAAACCUGCGUCUGAUCCUGGUGUCCGGCAAGACGAAGGAGUUUGUGUUCAGUCCGGUGGACUCGGCGGGUGACAUCGCAAUACACGUCUACGAUAACUGGCCUGAAGCGGACUGGGCGGCCGAAUGCGUGUCCCGCGCGGAGAUCCUGCGACUCAUCUACCAGGGCCGCUUCCUGCACAGCUCGGUGACGCUGGGCGCGCUCGGGCUGGCGCUCGGCCGCACCACCGUCAUGCACCUCGUGCCGCGCGAACACCUCCCCGAGCCCAACUCACACGAAUGCGUGUCCCGCGCGGAGAUCCUGCGGCUCAUCUACCAGGGCCGCUUCCUGCACAGCUCGGUGACGCUGGGCGCGCUCGGGCUGGCGCUCGGCCGCACCACCGUCAUGCACCUCGUGCCGCAAUGCGUGUCCCGCGCGGAGAUCCUGCGGCUCAUCUACCAGGGCCGCUUCCUGCACAGCUCGGUGACGCUGGGCGCGCUCGGGCUGGCGCUCGGCCGCACCACCGUCAUGCACCUCGUGCCGCGCGAACACCUCCCCGAGCCCAACUCACACGAUCAACGACAAAAGAGUAAAGGUGGUUCGAGCAGUUGUUGUUCGGCGUCCUGCUGCAUAUUGUAAUGCUCUCCCGUGUGGGUGCGCCGCGGCAGCGAGUGAGGACUCCGUGUUCAGUGUUAGUGACGGGCCGCGGCGCACCCGCGACAUCGCGGCCGUCAGUGACGUGGCGUGCAC